AUGGCCAAUUACGACAAUCCAAAAGCUUACUAUAAUCAAUCAGGUAUUUAUUGCCAAAACUUACAAUCACCAAGUCUUAUUCUUCGUCCCUUAGAUUAUGUCCCAGCCCCUCCUAUGACUGGGAGUAGCAAUAGCACCAGCAACAGCAGACCACCCAUCAAUAAUAGUUACAGUAGUCCAGCGAGAAUGCUGAAGCCAAACGGCUCUUCGGGUGAUCUUCCUCCUCCGCCAUACUCUCCGUCAUCACCUCAACCAUCAGCGCCUCCUAUGCCAGGAUACCCCUCCUACGGAACUACCCAACCAGGUCUGCUGUCCCCCGCUUUACCAUUUCCUGUUCCACAACCAGAAACUCCACCCUCUACUCAGCAACAAAUGCCUAUCCCCCACCCAAUAUCUUCACCAUCUCCAAACCCACAUAUUCCUCGUGACUGGCCUACUUAUCGUACUCCUCCUCCUCCUCCUCCUCCAGCAUGGCCGGAAAGGCGCCGACGAUCGGGCAGCUGUUGCCAGUCAUGGUGUAAAUACCUAUUCUUGUCAAUAUUAAUUUGGCUUUUGGUGUUAAAAUACAUCGGUGUUUACCAAUCACCUUCAAAUAUUCCAGCUACUUUGUGUGAUGAUAAUAGUGCAGAUUAUUGGGAACAACUGCCUCCCUCAUUCUUGAUAACUCAAAACGUCAAGGUGGUUGUAGAAGGCCGUGUAACAGGCGGAACCAUUCGUGUGAACCGAUUACCAACAAAUGCUCAAGGAACCAUCAAACCCACAGUUCGUGUUUCUGCAAAUCAUCGGAAUCUCUUGAAAGAAAUGUCUUUUAGAUACACUCCCGGACCAGAGACUUUGUUAGAACUUAUCAUGCCCACUCUUUUACCUGCCGACGGAUGUGUAUACGUUGAUAUGGUUAUCGAUCUUGCCGAUGAUGCCAUUGCUCUUGAUAUUAAUGUCACAAACCUGUCUAUCGUUGUUGUUGAUCCAUUUGUUAUUAAUCGUGUCAACUUACGUACCACAAACGCCAAAAUCACCUUUGAUGCUCCAUGGGAAGGAAAUUCGCUCAGCCUACAAUCUUCAAAUGCCGCCCUUUCAGUUUCUGGUCUUGAAGCUAGUAACAAUAUUAAUAUCGUUACUACUAAUGGAAACGUCCUGCUUACAACCGCAGUUGCUGGUAGUGCAAUCAAUGUACGCAGCACUAACGGUCAGAUUAUUGGUUCUAGCCUGACUGCCCCGCUUGUUCAAUUAAAAUCAACAAAUGGACGUAUCAGUCCUGGAAUUGUCGUUGGUCAGAAUGUCGUAGUAGAGUCCAGUAAUGGAGCCUUGUUGCUGGAAGUUACUGCGAAUAAGAUCAAUACCCACACCACUAAUGAUAAAAUUAACCUUACUGUCAAUGAUGUUGAAGGCUCUAUCGUUAGAGCAGUGACAUCCAAUUCACAAGCCAGACUUAUUAUGAACGGCUUCAAGGGUCAAUUCAAGAUUAAGACUUCCCACAGAAACUCUGCUCGCAUCAAAAACGAUAGUGAUUAUCCAAUUAGUUACACGUAUACAUCAUCUUUCAGCAAGGAAGGUGUUAUCUCAUCAGGCACUGGAACUAUCUAUGUUGCAACAUCUAACUCUGAUGAUGAAAUCACAUUCCGUAACUGA
Messenger RNA from Phycomyces blakesleeanus NRRL 1555(-), 1629 nucleotides. RefSeq lists its product as hypothetical. NCBI's taxonomy places the organism in Eukaryota, Fungi, Mucoromycota, Mucoromycetes, Mucorales, Phycomycetaceae. The transcript has 2 exons. The record is from RefSeq and is a predicted model, not a curated record. Bases 1 to 1629 code for a protein of 542 amino acids.